Molecule: messenger RNA, 581 nt
Organism: Meloidogyne enterolobii
Lineage: Eukaryota; Metazoa; Nematoda; Chromadorea; Rhabditida; Meloidogynidae
Source: the annotation of a GenBank genome assembly
UAGAAAUGAUUGGCAGAAAUACUCGCAGCAAUCCUGUCAGUAUAUUAGACAAAUCUCUGAGCAAAGGAAGGCAUGAGAUAAACAUUUCCACCUUUGCACUUUUAUUUGCUGAAAUGAUUAAAUAUUCUCAAAAUAAAGUUAACACAGUACAAGAAUUACAAGAAAGGUUAACGGAUUAUGGAAAAUUUGUAGGAUCUCGUCUUUUAGAUCUAAUUACUUUAAGAGAGAAAGGAUACAAAAAAGAUGUUAAAUUAUUGCAUAUGUUAAUGUUUUUGAAAGGGCCCGUUUGGAAAAAUUUAUUUGGUUUAGAAGCUGAUAAACUUGAAAGGAGUAACGAAGACCCUUGUAAAUAUUUUCUCAUCGAAAAAGAGCCAAUGGUCAAUACAUUUAUUUCACUUCCAAAAGACAAAGGAUCUCUAAAUUGUGCAUCUUUUAUUGCCGGUAUAAUAGAAGCAUUCCUAGCUGAAAGUAAUUUCCCUUGUCGAGUAACAGCACAUUGGCAUAUGGGAACAGCUUAUAUGAUUGAAUUUGAAGAACAAGUUAUUACUAGAGAAAAUAUUAUUAAUGAAAUGUCUAAAUAA